UUCUUUUGACGUGUGGAGUGCGUCGUGGGCGCACUGGAUUUUAUGUGUUUUUAUCUCUACUCUGAGAUAUUUUCAUGAAUUUAUCACUUGUUCUUGUUGUUCAGAAUAUAUCUACGCAUAUUUUUCAUUACAGAAGGUAAUCUAGAGAGACGUAGCAAUCAUGAGUCGGUUUUUCGCCACCGGGACAGACUCCGAGUCUGAAAGCUCCAGCGAGGAGGAGCAGGUAGUGCGCCCCGCAGCACCCGUCUACACGUUCAGUGAUGAUGAGGAGGAAACAAAGCGUAUAGUCCGCUCCAAUAAAGAGAAACGCUAUGAAGAGCUAGAGGGCAUCAUCCACUCUUUGCGCAACCACCGCAAGAUCAAGGAUUUCUCAUCAGCCCUAGCAUCAUUUGAAGAGUUACAAAAAGCUUAUACUAGAGCUGCCCCUGUUGUUCAGAAGGAAGAGAAUGGCAUUGCACCACGGUUCUUUGUCAGAGCUCUAGUAGAACUUGAUGACUGGGUGGUCAAUGCUUGGCAGGACCGUGAUAGUAGGAAGACCCUUUCAAAGGGAAACAGCAAAGCUCUGACAUCCUUAAGACAGAAGUUGAGGAAGUACACUAAGGAAUUUGAAGCAGAGAUUUCUAAAUUCCGUGAAAACCCAGACCUGCCUGAUGAGGAUGAUGAGAGAAAAGAUACUUCAUCAUCAGAUGAGUCAGAUGACGAAGACAAAGUCAAGGAGAAACCGCGCGUGCGGCGCUCGCCUGAACCGCCUCGUAGGCCUCCGCCCCAGGAAGACGACUCCUCUGACUCUAUGGACUGGGGAUCCUCAUCCUCAGACUCUAGUUCAAGCUCAGAUGACGAGGCCCGUGGAGUGACCAACCUUCGUGAACGGUUCUUGAAGAGGACCACUGAGAAGGAAGAGGAUGAAGAGAAGGCGGACAGGCGAAAAGCCAGGAGGGCUGAACGCCGUGAGAGGACCGGCAAGAUCAGUAAGAAGGACCAGGCUGAUGAUGGCGGUGAGUGGGAGACUGUCAGGAAGGGUGCAGCUACUUCUGACAAACCCAAGAUGUUUGCUAAGGAUAGCGACAUCGACGCGGCUCUGGUAGUGAAAAAGCUGGGCGAGAUCAGCGCAGCGCGUGGCCGCAAGCGCACGGACCGACGUGCGCAGCUAGAGCUGCUGCACGAGCUGCGCACCGUGGCCGCGCAGCACAACCUCGGCGAGGCGCUGCAACUCAAGCUCCGCGCCGCCACCGUCGCCGCUCUCUUCGACUACAAUCCUAAAGUCUCCGAUGCCAUGAAGCCAGAAUACUGGUCCAGACUUGUUGAGAAUGUAGACCAAAUGGUCACCAUCCUUCUGGCCCACGAAGACAUGGUGCUGAGCGAAAGCUUCACUGAAGAAAAUGAACAGCUUGUGACUGCACCGUUCAAAGUUCGCGGCUGCGUGCUCACGGCCCUGGAGCGGCUGGAUGACGAGUUCACUAAACUGUUGAAGGAGUGUGAUCCUCACUCCAAUGAAUAUGUUGAGAGGUUGAAGGAUGAAGUUCGAGUUUCUGCACUGAUUGAUCGCGUGUGCCAGGUCGUCGAGCGUGAUGGCAGCCCGCAAGAGAUUUGCCGCGCGUAUCUGCGUAAAAUAGACCAUUUGUAUUACAAGUUUGAUCCCCGUGCGGUAAGGAAGGAUCUACCGCCGGGUGAAGAAACCAGCAUCAAGAAGAUGGAGCGACUCUGCAAGUAUAUCUAUGCUCACGACGAGACCGACCGUCUGAGGACCCGCGCCAUUCUGUGCCACAUCUACCACCACGCCUUGCAUGACAACUGGUUCCAGGCCCGCGACCUCCUGCUCAUGUCUCAUCUCCAGGAGACGGUGCAGCACUCAGACCCCAGCACUCAGAUCUUGUACAACCGCACCAUGGCCAAUUUGGGUCUCUGCGCCUUCCGCCGCGGGAACGUGAAGGAAGCUCACGGCUGCCUCGCCGAGUUGAUGAUGACCGGCAAGCCUAAAGAGCUGCUCGCUCAGGGACUGUUGCCUCAGCGGCAACACGAGCGUUCCAAAGAACAGGAAAAGAUUGAGAAGCAGCGUCAAAUGCCAUUCCACAUGCAUAUAAACCUGGAGUUGUUGGAGUGCGUGUAUUUAGUGUCAGCGAUGCUGAUUGAGAUUCCGUACAUGGCGGCUCAUGAAUUCGACGCUCGCCGCCGAAUGAUCAGUAAGACUUUCUACCAGAACCUGCGCGCGAGCGAGCGCCAGGCGCUGGUGGGACCGCCGGAGUCCAUGCGAGAACAUGCGGUGGCCGCCGCCAGGGCCAUGCGCCGCGGCGACUGGAGGGCGUGCCUCAACUUCAUUGUCAACGAAAAAAUGAAUGCUAAGGUUUGGGACUUGAUGGUGGGUGCAGACAACGUACGCGCGAUGUUAGGCCGCCUCAUCCGCGAAGAGUCUCUGCGUACAUAUCUGUUCACGUACGCCCACGUGUAUGCUUCACUGUCACUCCGGUCCCUGGCCGAUAUGUUCGAGUUGCCGCGGCAACGCGUGCACUCGCUCGUGUCCAAGAUGAUCAUCAAUGAGGAGCUGCUUGCGUCACUCGACGACCCGAGUGAAUGCGCAAUCCUGCACCGCUCUGAACCUACCAGGAUGCAAGCCCUGGCGUUGCAACUUGCUGACAAGGUUGGCAACCUGGUGGAUUCCAACGAGCGUAUCUUCGAGAAGCAGGGCUCGUUCUUCCAGCGCGGCGGUGGCGGCCGCGGGGAGGGCCGGCAGCGCGAGCGACCCCGCGAGGGCUGGAACCGUCGCCAGCGCAACCGCCGCCGCGACGACGAGCGUACACAUGAUGAUUGAAAAUAACUCUCGGUUGCCAGUUCCAUGAAAGAUUUCUCAAAAAGGAACUAUUAGAAAGAUUCCAUUAUCAAGUUGCCCUAUACCUAUAUUCAAAACAGCUUUCGUAGGACUGGCAUCCACCAUAAGCAGAUUAGUUCUAACUACAUAUUGGUUUUACAUUUCAGACUUACUUGAUCAAAAUAUAUAUUCUCAGAACUUAUUUCGUACAAGAUGACUGCCCUGGGGCUAAUUCUUUUGCAAGUUCAUCUGUUUAGAGGAAAUGUAGUUUCCUUUCAAUCAGUAUGUAAUUAAACGCAGUGUUAUAAAUUAUAAUAUCUACAAAUAAAUAAAAAAUGUCACAAUA
Molecule: messenger RNA, 3149 nt
Organism: Pectinophora gossypiella (pink bollworm)
Lineage: Eukaryota; Metazoa; Arthropoda; Insecta; Lepidoptera; Gelechiidae
Gene: eIF3c
Product: eukaryotic translation initiation factor 3 subunit C
Exons: 7
Coding region: 161-2806 (881 amino acids)
Biological process (GO): translational initiation
Cellular component (GO): eukaryotic translation initiation factor 3 complex
Molecular function (GO): translation initiation factor activity; translation initiation factor binding; RNA binding
Source: RefSeq, a predicted model, not a curated record